Molecule: messenger RNA, 1038 nt
Organism: Temnothorax curvispinosus
Lineage: Eukaryota; Metazoa; Arthropoda; Insecta; Hymenoptera; Formicidae
Gene: Apime-ASTA
Product: allatostatin A-like
Exons: 3
Coding region: 302-874 (190 amino acids)
Source: RefSeq, a predicted model, not a curated record
CGCCGCAACCCUCUGGCCGUCAUUUCUCGCGGCACCCGGCGUCAGACGUCGUUGUCGUCGGUGACUCACGGAGGAAGUUUAACUGUCGCACAUCCUCGCUAUCACGUGAGAACGAAGGACCGUUUGUUCCGCGCGAAAGUUUCAUCCCCCCCCCCUCGGCGAAGAAGAAACGCAAGACGGGACACUUUCCUGUCUUUUAUUUAACAGUCGAAAAAGGUAUCCACUUUCGUCUCUCACCUGGAUCGCAGAAUCGCAUGAUCGCGCCGGCAGAAUCUGACAGCAACAGAUUCAAACAGGCAUCAUGAAGCCAAGAACGAGUUUAAUAACUACGCGAAUUAUUAUGUUCUACCUGUUGAGCGUCGUUGGAUCAACAACGGCAAUAGAAGACGCAUCUUCCUCGUCUUUACGUAUGUCACGAUUUCGACCGUUAUUGAACAACUUGGAAUAUGAGCAACCUGAGAAAAAGGCUUACAUCGCUGAAUAUAAGAGACUACCCGUUUAUAAUUUUGGCAUCGGAAAGCGAUGGGCUGACAAUAAUGAAGAUAAAAGAACCCGGGAAUUCUCGUUCGGUGUCGGCAAACGUCUCCGAGACUACAGGUUCGGUUUAGGAAAACGCAGCAUUGGAUACCAUCCCUUGAGUUUGGACUACUUCCCGACCGACAACAUGGAGGGGUAUCAAUCUCGCGAGGACAACUCGAAUGACUUUAUAGAGGACAAACGCGGUCAACACUACGACUUUGGAGUCGGAAAACGGUCAGUCUGGAAGUUGGCGACUGGAGAAACGGCUGGAAGAAGACUGAACGAUGUCACAGUCCCGAAAUAUUUGUUCGGGUUGGGCAACGCACUGGAUGAGAACGAGGAUUUGAUUCAGUAAACCGUUCUCGUCGAGGAGCACGAAUUAUUAUCUUCCUCAUUCGCUUUAACCCUUGGACGUUCAGAAAGAAAUAUCUGAUUUACAUAUUUCGGAAAAUAUUUUGACAAAAUGCAAUAACAGCGAACAGAGAAUUUAAAAAACUGUAUAAUUUAUUAAUUUUUCAA